This is a messenger RNA of Trichoderma aggressivum f. europaeum, 2589 nucleotides long. RefSeq lists its product as uncharacterized. NCBI's taxonomy places the organism in Eukaryota, Fungi, Ascomycota, Sordariomycetes, Hypocreales, Hypocreaceae. The transcript has a single exon. Gene Ontology annotation, molecular function: DNA binding; DNA-directed DNA polymerase activity. Gene Ontology annotation, biological process: double-strand break repair via nonhomologous end joining. The coding region runs from base 1 to 2589 and encodes 862 amino acids. Gene Ontology annotation, cellular component: nucleus. The record is from RefSeq and is a predicted model, not a curated record.
AUGGACUAUAUUGAAUCCAAGACGGCUUAUUUCAAUCAGCUCUCGAGCAUUUCUUUCAUCAGUGAUGGGAUGCGCGAUGACGACGCUUUUGAUGCGCGCGAGGAGAGACAGAGAGAGCUUCACAGGGGCUUCUUUCGGCCUGCGCCCAGCUUACAUGCCCCUGAUGAACGAGACCAAACACAAGGACAUGGACAAAGAACACAGCAGGACCAACAACCUGGAAAGAAACAAGACCAACCUCGAAAGAAACAAGACCAACCUCUGCCUGUGAAAUCAAGGCGGCUGCAGCAUCUUACGCCCCGGAAGAUAAUCACCGCGCCUCGGCCCGAGUCUGGAAAAGUCAUCAAGGGGACUGGACCGGGGAAGCCGAGGCCAAAGGGCCGGCUUGCUGCGCUGCUGGAUAAUGUGACGGAUGUUGUUCAGGAGACGCCUUCUGUGGUCUCAGAAAAGAGAGGCAAAGAGGUGAUUGUGAUUGAAGAUGGUCCCGUACUGCCUCGGACGUCGGCGUCGUUGAAAAGAUCGUUGGAAAGUGCCUCUGAGGAGUCAUCAUCGCCGUCUGUUAAUGUCAAGGCUGGGAUGGCGACAAAGGCGGCACGUGGUAACAAGAGAGGGCGUGUUUCGGGACCGAAUGUGCGUCCCGAGGCGGAACAGAUAUUCAAGGGCUUGUCGUUCUUUUACAUCCCGGACAAUGACAUUGCCCCGGCGAGGCGGUUGCGGAUCAACAGAGCGAAGGAGUUUGGAGCUACAUGGACGAGAGACGUGAUGACGGCUACCCAUGUCGUGGUGGAGAAGAAGCUUGAGUACAAGGAUGUGGAGAAGAUGUGGCCGAAGGAUGGAUUUGGGGGUCGAGCGCCGCCAAAGAUGGUUACGGAGGACUACCCUCUUGAUUGCAUACAGUUUCGUGCCAUUGUGGAUGCUAGCCAACGCAAGUAUCUUGUAAAUGGCCAGCCAGAGGUGGAUGAAGAGGAAAAGGAGCCCGAGGUUCCCCUUCCCACUGCUGAUUCUGGAGAUCAGGCGAAAUCGAAGUCAAAAUCGACAAUUAGCUCCCUGCCGCUGAAACCGCAGCAUCAAAAUAAAGCCAAGUGGGACUAUGUUCCGCCGAAAGGGACGCCUUCGCAGAGCGAGGAAUCGUCACUAGGCAGUCGUGUGACAAGGAGCAGGACUGGAGCGAUGGUCGUAGAUUCUCAAGCUGUUGUGCUUGAUUUGGAAGAUGCCGGCGAGCCCAAGAAGGACACAUCGAACGGUGAUACGGGGAUGGAGAAUCAUAGUUUGACGAAGAAGCGUGGCAAAGGCAAUACCCCAUUAUUGCAAGACGAGUUGUCAAACUACAUCUCCAUGAUGCAAGAAUUCAAGGAUUUACCACUAGAUAUUGACGAAGAGGAAGAUGUUCAGUCUACGAGUAACGAAGCGGAAGCUCCAUUGGAUCGCGAUCAUCGUUCUGAAUCGGAGACCGAAUCACAACGGACGAGGAGAUCAUCCAGGAGGACUCGACCAACCAACAAAGCAAUAGCAUUCGAAGACCGAUUCGCUUGCAAUAGAGCUGGGAGGAAAGAUGCCAACCAAGAUAAUCCAAACGCACGCACCAUUGAGAUAUUACAAAAGAUGAAUAGCUACUAUGAAAGGGUCAACGACCAUUGGCGGACAAUGGCCUACCGAAAGGCCAUCAGCAUCUUGAAACAGCAGAGCGUCAGGAUUACCACCGAAGAAGAAGCAUAUCGCCUCCCAACCAUCGGUCGCCGACUGGCGCAAAAGAUUGAGGAGAUUGUUACGACAGAUAAGCUACAGAGGCUUGAAUGUGCAGAAGAAGAUCCCACAGAUCACGCCUUGCAAACAUUUUUAAAGAUUUACGGCGUGGGGAACAAGAUAGCAGAGCAGUGGAUUGCGCAGGGCUGGAGAACACUCGAGGAUGUACAACAGAAUGUGAAGUUGACGCCCAGUCAGCUGAUUGGCAUGGAGCAUUACCAUGACUUGAACACCAGGAUACCGCGCAAGGAGGUGACUGCACUGGGCGAGGUUGUCAAGAAGGCGGCAGCUCGAAUCGAUGCGGCAGCACAGCUCAUUAUUGGGGGCAGCUACCGCCGAGGCGCAGAGAGCUCUCAUGACAUCGACUUUAUUGUGACGAAGCCAGGGGCUGAAUCUGUGGCAGAUCUCAAGCCCUUUCUGAACAGCCUGGUGGACCAGCUAGAGAGAGACAAGUUCCUCGUAGCUCGUCUCGCAUCAUCUCGAGCAGGCGGCGACGGCAGCAAAUGGCACGGCUGCUGCGUGCUACCCGAGAUCAAGGGCCUCAACGACACGGACGGCGGAUACCGGCCGAUCUGGCGAAGAAUCGAUUUCCUGCUGGUCCCCGAGGCAGAGCUGGGCGCGGCGCUGAUUUACUUUACCGGCAACGACAUCUUCAACCGCAGCAUGCGGCUCCUGGCGUCUAAGAAGGGCAUGCGGCUGAACCAGCGGGGGCUGUACAGAGAUGUGCUGAGGGGGCCGAACCGGGCCAAGAUUACGGCGGGGGAGCUGGUGGAGAGUAAGGAUGAGAGGAGGAUAUUUGAGAUUUUGGGGGUGAAGUGGCGGGAGCCGUGGGAGAGGUGGUGUUGA